AUGCCAUUACCUGCCGAAUACGUCGCCGAACUGCAAGCCUUCUUCAGCCAGAUGCGCCCCGUGCCUACACGUUCAGAAGAAGCAAGGUCCCCGUACGUUUCUCCCGCACUCACCUCUGCUACCCACGUUUUCAUGCGUAACUGUGCCGUGCGGAAGCCUUUGCAACUGCACUACUCUGGGCCAUAUUGUGUUCUAGAGCGUCGCCCGACGACGUUUGUUGUGAAUGUCAACGGUCGAUCAGACACAACUGCCCUGGAACGUCUCAAACCCGCCUACAUCGAAGCACCCGCGCUAUCAGCUCCACCACACUUUCCUCGAACGAACGUGCCGGACGUGAGUCCCGAGGACGCUUCCCAGCUGUCGGCCCAGGCCUUCGCUGCACGACGCCGCUCCUCGACGGUGCGGAGGCGCCUGUCGCGCAUGCUCUCCUUCUCCGCGGCAGCCGGGGCGAGACGCAAGUCCCGCGCGAAAUCCAUCUGCCUGCCGAAGCUGCAGCCCGUUGAGGUGCCUCCAGCCUGGGCGGCGCCGCACCGAGCCACAGUCACGCGCCGGCUGACGGCACACGAUGCGACCACGGGAAGACAGCGUCGGAGACGUUCAACUGUUGGCGCCGCGUUGGGCAUCUCGGAGCCCGCCUCUGUCGCCGUGAGCCGGCGCACGUCACAAGCGUUGGGACGGCUGGCCAAGCCGGCGCUUCGUCAAGAAGCCGCGACUCCCGGUGCUCUCACGUCGACCAUGAUGGGCGGAGCGCCUGCGGACUCCGGCAAGUCGGAAGGCGCUAUUCCAAUCCGCCUGCGGUCGCUCUCCACUGCGGGCCCGGUGAAGAACAUGGAUGCGACCAAGCAGUCCACGAAGAAGAUGAUACCACUGAACGCCGACGCGCCAGUUCUGGCACGAGAGUCGCAAGCUCCAAUCUGGAAGAACGAGGAACGCCCUGCUCAGCCAACGACGGGCAAGGUGUCGCCGAAGUCUGCACUGAAGAACUCUCGACGCAAAUGUUCGGCUGCCAAGAAGGCCUUGCUCAUCGAACCUCCGCAGUUUGGUGCCAAGUGUGACGUGUCCUCGGUUUCACUACGACCGCAGCCGCUGCCAGCGAGCAAACGGCGGCAGUCUCUCGCUCCGCCUAGGCCAACCAGCCCAAUGUCCUCAACGUUCGACAACAGCUCUGGUCACACGGCACCGAUCAACAAGCGGCUCCGACUGGAACACAAGGGCGCGUCGGCGCUACCGCAUGCCCUUCAAGACGCUACAACCACAUGGCAAGGGUCUUCUUCUCAAAAGUAUGAGCUGGACAUGUUCCGAUUAAGUAGCAAAUUGUCAUCCGGCGGCAUUGCAGAGUCAAAGGAGCCAUGUGAAUAACUUCUAUAUAUAUAUU
Dermacentor andersoni is the source of this 1375-nucleotide messenger RNA. NCBI's taxonomy places the organism in Eukaryota, Metazoa, Arthropoda, Arachnida, Ixodida, Ixodidae. The record is from RefSeq and is a predicted model, not a curated record.